GUCAGCCGGAUUGUGUUCAUUGAGGGAAACCUUAUUUUUUAACCGUGCUAUGGAGUAGAAGCAGGAGGUUUUCAACCUAGUGACAGUCACAGAGCAGCACCUACCCCCUCCUCCUUUCCACACCUGCAAACUCUUUUGCUGGGGCUGAAUAUUUAGUGUAAUUACAUCUCAGCUUUGAGGGCUCCUGUGGCAAAUCCCCGGAUUAAAAGGUUCCUUGGCAGUGAAAAUACAUGAGAUAAAUCAUGAAGGCAACUAUCAUCUUCCUCCUGCUUGCACAAGUUUCCUGGGCUGGGCCGUUCCAACAGAGAGGCUUAUUUGACUUUAUGCUAGAAGAUGAGGCUUCUGGGAUAGGCCCAGAAGAGCACCCUCCUAUUGAUUCUGAAUUAGAGCCUCUGGGACCAGUGUGUCCUUUCCGCUGUCAGUGCCACCUUCGAGUUGUGCAGUGUUCUGAUUUGGGUUUGGAAAAAGUGCCAAAAGAGCUCCCUCCUGACACUACGCUGCUGGACUUGCAAAACAACAAAAUAACCGAAAUCAAAGAUGGAGACUUCAAGAACCUGAAGAACCUUCAUACGUUGAUCCUUGUCAACAACAAAAUUAGCAAAAUCAGCCCUGGAGCAUUUACACCUUUGUUGAAAUUGGAACGACUUUAUCUGUCCAAGAAUCAUCUGAAGGAAUUGCCAGAAAAAAUGCCCAAAACUCUUCAGGAGCUGCGUGCUCACGAGAAUGAGAUCACCAAAGUGCGAAAAGCUGUGUUCAAUGGCCUGAACCAGAUGAUCGUCGUAGAACUGGGCACCAACCCACUGAAGAGCUCGGGAAUUGAAAAUGGAGCCUUCCAGGGAAUGAAGAAGCUGUCCUACAUCCGCAUUGCCGACACCAAUAUAACCACCAUCCCGCAAGGUCUUCCUCCUUCCCUUACUGAAUUACAUCUUGAAGGCAACAAAAUCUCCAAAGUUGAUGCAGCUAGCCUGAAAGGACUGAAUAAUUUGGCUAAGUUGGGACUGAGUUUUAACAGCAUCUCUGCUAUUGACAAUGGCACUCUGGCCAACACUCCUCAUUUGAGGGAGCUUCACUUGGACAACAAUAAGCUUAUCAGAGUACCUGGUGGGCUGGCGGAGCACAAAUACAUCCAGGUUGUCUACCUUCAUAACAACAAUAUCUCUGCAGUCGGGUCUAACGACUUCUGCCCACCUGGAUACAACACCAAAAAGGCUUCUUAUUCAGGUGUGAGCCUUUUCAGCAACCCGGUCCAGUACUGGGAGAUCCAACCAUCCACCUUCCGAUGUGUCUAUGUGCGUUCCGCCAUCCAGCUUGGAAAUUAUAAAUAACUCCCAAGAAAGCCCUCGUUUUUAUAACCUGGCAAAAUCCCAUUAAUAUCGUUGCUCAAAAAAAAAAAAAAAAAAAAAAAAAAGAAA
Messenger RNA from Panthera uncia (snow leopard), 1412 nucleotides. It is a transcript of the gene DCN, whose product is annotated as decorin. Bases 243 to 1325 code for a protein of 360 amino acids. The record is from RefSeq and is a predicted model, not a curated record. The transcript is spliced from 8 exons. Gene Ontology annotation, molecular function: protein binding. NCBI's taxonomy places the organism in Eukaryota, Metazoa, Chordata, Mammalia, Carnivora, Felidae.